AUGUAUUCGAAUUCCCUUCCUUUUAAUCAAACUACAGUAGAAAUCACAAAUUCAAAUCGAUGUCCUCAUAUAAAUGAAUUCUUCGAUCAAGAUUUCCCAUCUUUACCUUAUCUUCGUCGAGUAAAAUUUUACCAGCGUCCAUGUAUAAACUAUAUCUCGUGUUUUUACGACGAUACUCAAGUUUGUCUAUGCAAUAAAUUUAAUCGAACUGAUUGUAUUGCAUUUAUUACUACAAAUAAUACUGCACGAUGUACAAAUCAAGAUAAUCCAUGUGAGAAUAAUGGAGAAUGUAUACAAGAUAGAGAACGAUGUCCAACUGCAAGUAUAUGUUUAUGUCCACAAUGUACCUUUGGAAGUUUAUGUCAAUUUAAUAUAAAAGGAUAUAUAUUUUCAUUAAAUACUAUUCUUGGACCAUAUAUUAAACCAAAUGCCUCGUUGAUUGAACAAUUACAAAUCAUUCAUAUUGGUUUCGUCGUCUGUUGUGUUAUUUUUAUGUGUGGAAUUAUAGAUGGAUUAUGUUCUACUGUUACAUUUUGUCAGUUAAUUAUUCGACAAACAGGAAGGGGUAUUUAUUUAUUGAUUUCAUCUUUAUUAUCAAUUUUAACGAUAAUUAUUUGUUUUAUUCAAAUUUUAUUACUAAUUUUUGAGCAAAUUAAUCUAUCAAGUUGUAUAAUAAUUGAAUAUCUAUUAAAAUGUUUGCCGAUUACCUGUGAUUGGUUACAUGCAUGUUUAUCAAUCGAAAAUGUUUUGAUUGUUCAACGGGGAGUGAAAUUUCAGCAAAAGACCAGUUACAAAUUGGCGAAAUUCGCAAUCGGAUUAGUUUUUCUUUGUACGAUCUGCAUGUCAGUACAUGAUCCAUUACAUCGACGUUUAUUGUACGAUGAGGUUGAACGAAGAACAUGGUGUGUUGUCUCAUAUUCGUCAACAUUUCUUCAAACAUACGAUUCGACAAUUAAUUUGAUUAAUUUUAUCACACCAUUUAUUAUCAAUGGUAUAUAUCGGCAAUGA
Messenger RNA from Adineta ricciae, 1008 nucleotides. NCBI's taxonomy places the organism in Eukaryota, Metazoa, Rotifera, Eurotatoria, Adinetida, Adinetidae. The record is from the annotation of a GenBank genome assembly.